Molecule: messenger RNA, 7575 nt
Organism: Homo sapiens (human)
Lineage: Eukaryota; Metazoa; Chordata; Mammalia; Primates; Hominidae
Gene: WRN
Product: WRN RecQ like helicase
Exons: 35
Coding region: 241-4539 (1432 amino acids)
Biological process (GO): DNA repair; telomere maintenance; DNA recombination
Cellular component (GO): nucleus; replication fork; nucleolus
Molecular function (GO): 3'-5' exonuclease activity; nucleic acid binding; DNA helicase activity
Source: RefSeq, marked reviewed
GUGUACUGUGUGCGCCGGGGAGGCGCCGGCUUGUACUCGGCAGCGCGGGAAUAAAGUUUGCUGAUUUGGUGUCUAGCCUGGAUGCCUGGGUUGCAGGCCCUGCUUGUGGUGGCGCUCCACAGUCAUCCGGCUGAAGAAGACCUGUUGGACUGGAUCUUCUCGGGUUUUCUUUCAGAUAUUGUUUUGUAUUUACCCAUGAAGACAUUGUUUUUUGGACUCUGCAAAUAGGACAUUUCAAAGAUGAGUGAAAAAAAAUUGGAAACAACUGCACAGCAGCGGAAAUGUCCUGAAUGGAUGAAUGUGCAGAAUAAAAGAUGUGCUGUAGAAGAAAGAAAGGCAUGUGUUCGGAAGAGUGUUUUUGAAGAUGACCUCCCCUUCUUAGAAUUCACUGGAUCCAUUGUGUAUAGUUACGAUGCUAGUGAUUGCUCUUUCCUGUCAGAAGAUAUUAGCAUGAGUCUAUCAGAUGGGGAUGUGGUGGGAUUUGACAUGGAGUGGCCACCAUUAUACAAUAGAGGGAAACUUGGCAAAGUUGCACUAAUUCAGUUGUGUGUUUCUGAGAGCAAAUGUUACUUGUUCCACGUUUCUUCCAUGUCAGUUUUUCCCCAGGGAUUAAAAAUGUUGCUUGAAAAUAAAGCAGUUAAAAAGGCAGGUGUAGGAAUUGAAGGAGAUCAGUGGAAACUUCUACGUGACUUUGAUAUCAAAUUGAAGAAUUUUGUGGAGUUGACAGAUGUUGCCAAUAAAAAGCUGAAAUGCACAGAGACCUGGAGCCUUAACAGUCUGGUUAAACACCUCUUAGGUAAACAGCUCCUGAAAGACAAGUCUAUCCGCUGUAGCAAUUGGAGUAAAUUUCCUCUCACUGAGGACCAGAAACUGUAUGCAGCCACUGAUGCUUAUGCUGGUUUUAUUAUUUACCGAAAUUUAGAGAUUUUGGAUGAUACUGUGCAAAGGUUUGCUAUAAAUAAAGAGGAAGAAAUCCUACUUAGCGACAUGAACAAACAGUUGACUUCAAUCUCUGAGGAAGUGAUGGAUCUGGCUAAGCAUCUUCCUCAUGCUUUCAGUAAAUUGGAAAACCCACGGAGGGUUUCUAUCUUACUAAAGGAUAUUUCAGAAAAUCUAUAUUCACUGAGGAGGAUGAUAAUUGGGUCUACUAACAUUGAGACUGAACUGAGGCCCAGCAAUAAUUUAAACUUAUUAUCCUUUGAAGAUUCAACUACUGGGGGAGUACAACAGAAACAAAUUAGAGAACAUGAAGUUUUAAUUCACGUUGAAGAUGAAACAUGGGACCCAACACUUGAUCAUUUAGCUAAACAUGAUGGAGAAGAUGUACUUGGAAAUAAAGUGGAACGAAAAGAAGAUGGAUUUGAAGAUGGAGUAGAAGACAACAAAUUGAAAGAGAAUAUGGAAAGAGCUUGUUUGAUGUCGUUAGAUAUUACAGAACAUGAACUCCAAAUUUUGGAACAGCAGUCUCAGGAAGAAUAUCUUAGUGAUAUUGCUUAUAAAUCUACUGAGCAUUUAUCUCCCAAUGAUAAUGAAAACGAUACGUCCUAUGUAAUUGAGAGUGAUGAAGAUUUAGAAAUGGAGAUGCUUAAGCAUUUAUCUCCCAAUGAUAAUGAAAACGAUACGUCCUAUGUAAUUGAGAGUGAUGAAGAUUUAGAAAUGGAGAUGCUUAAGUCUUUAGAAAACCUCAAUAGUGGCACGGUAGAACCAACUCAUUCUAAAUGCUUAAAAAUGGAAAGAAAUCUGGGUCUUCCUACUAAAGAAGAAGAAGAAGAUGAUGAAAAUGAAGCUAAUGAAGGGGAAGAAGAUGAUGAUAAGGACUUUUUGUGGCCAGCACCCAAUGAAGAGCAAGUUACUUGCCUCAAGAUGUACUUUGGCCAUUCCAGUUUUAAACCAGUUCAGUGGAAAGUGAUUCAUUCAGUAUUAGAAGAAAGAAGAGAUAAUGUUGCUGUCAUGGCAACUGGAUAUGGAAAGAGUUUGUGCUUCCAGUAUCCACCUGUUUAUGUAGGCAAGAUUGGCCUUGUUAUCUCUCCCCUUAUUUCUCUGAUGGAAGACCAAGUGCUACAGCUUAAAAUGUCCAACAUCCCAGCUUGCUUCCUUGGAUCAGCACAGUCAGAAAAUGUUCUAACAGAUAUUAAAUUAGGUAAAUACCGGAUUGUAUACGUAACUCCAGAAUACUGUUCAGGUAACAUGGGCCUGCUCCAGCAACUUGAGGCUGAUAUUGGUAUCACGCUCAUUGCUGUGGAUGAGGCUCACUGUAUUUCUGAGUGGGGGCAUGAUUUUAGGGAUUCAUUCAGGAAGUUGGGCUCCCUAAAGACAGCACUGCCAAUGGUUCCAAUCGUUGCACUUACUGCUACUGCAAGUUCUUCAAUCCGGGAAGACAUUGUACGUUGCUUAAAUCUGAGAAAUCCUCAGAUCACCUGUACUGGUUUUGAUCGACCAAACCUGUAUUUAGAAGUUAGGCGAAAAACAGGGAAUAUCCUUCAGGAUCUGCAGCCAUUUCUUGUCAAAACAAGUUCCCACUGGGAAUUUGAAGGUCCAACAAUCAUCUACUGUCCUUCUAGAAAAAUGACACAACAAGUUACAGGUGAACUUAGGAAACUGAAUCUAUCCUGUGGAACAUACCAUGCGGGCAUGAGUUUUAGCACAAGGAAAGACAUUCAUCAUAGGUUUGUAAGAGAUGAAAUUCAGUGUGUCAUAGCUACCAUAGCUUUUGGAAUGGGCAUUAAUAAAGCUGACAUUCGCCAAGUCAUUCAUUACGGUGCUCCUAAGGACAUGGAAUCAUAUUAUCAGGAGAUUGGUAGAGCUGGUCGUGAUGGACUUCAAAGUUCUUGUCACGUCCUCUGGGCUCCUGCAGACAUUAACUUAAAUAGGCACCUUCUUACUGAGAUACGUAAUGAGAAGUUUCGAUUAUACAAAUUAAAGAUGAUGGCAAAGAUGGAAAAAUAUCUUCAUUCUAGCAGAUGUAGGAGACAAAUCAUCUUGUCUCAUUUUGAGGACAAACAAGUACAAAAAGCCUCCUUGGGAAUUAUGGGAACUGAAAAAUGCUGUGAUAAUUGCAGGUCCAGAUUGGAUCAUUGCUAUUCCAUGGAUGACUCAGAGGAUACAUCCUGGGACUUUGGUCCACAAGCAUUUAAGCUUUUGUCUGCUGUGGACAUCUUAGGCGAAAAAUUUGGAAUUGGGCUUCCAAUUUUAUUUCUCCGAGGAUCUAAUUCUCAGCGUCUUGCCGAUCAAUAUCGCAGGCACAGUUUAUUUGGCACUGGCAAGGAUCAAACAGAGAGUUGGUGGAAGGCUUUUUCCCGUCAGCUGAUCACUGAGGGAUUCUUGGUAGAAGUUUCUCGGUAUAACAAAUUUAUGAAGAUUUGCGCCCUUACGAAAAAGGGUAGAAAUUGGCUUCAUAAAGCUAAUACAGAAUCUCAGAGCCUCAUCCUUCAAGCUAAUGAAGAAUUGUGUCCAAAGAAGUUGCUUCUGCCUAGUUCGAAAACUGUAUCUUCGGGCACCAAAGAGCAUUGUUAUAAUCAAGUACCAGUUGAAUUAAGUACAGAGAAGAAGUCUAACUUGGAGAAGUUAUAUUCUUAUAAACCAUGUGAUAAGAUUUCUUCUGGGAGUAACAUUUCUAAAAAAAGUAUCAUGGUACAGUCACCAGAAAAAGCUUACAGUUCCUCACAGCCUGUUAUUUCGGCACAAGAGCAGGAGACUCAGAUUGUGUUAUAUGGCAAAUUGGUAGAAGCUAGGCAGAAACAUGCCAAUAAAAUGGAUGUUCCCCCAGCUAUUCUGGCAACAAACAAGAUACUGGUGGAUAUGGCCAAAAUGAGACCAACUACGGUUGAAAACGUAAAAAGGAUUGAUGGUGUUUCUGAAGGCAAAGCUGCCAUGUUGGCCCCUCUGUUGGAAGUCAUCAAACAUUUCUGCCAAACAAAUAGUGUUCAGACAGACCUCUUUUCAAGUACAAAACCUCAAGAAGAACAGAAGACGAGUCUGGUAGCAAAAAAUAAAAUAUGCACACUUUCACAGUCUAUGGCCAUCACAUACUCUUUAUUCCAAGAAAAGAAGAUGCCUUUGAAGAGCAUAGCUGAGAGCAGGAUUCUGCCUCUCAUGACAAUUGGCAUGCACUUAUCCCAAGCGGUGAAAGCUGGCUGCCCCCUUGAUUUGGAGCGAGCAGGCCUGACUCCAGAGGUUCAGAAGAUUAUUGCUGAUGUUAUCCGAAACCCUCCCGUCAACUCAGAUAUGAGUAAAAUUAGCCUAAUCAGAAUGUUAGUUCCUGAAAACAUUGACACGUACCUUAUCCACAUGGCAAUUGAGAUCCUUAAACAUGGUCCUGACAGCGGACUUCAACCUUCAUGUGAUGUCAACAAAAGGAGAUGUUUUCCCGGUUCUGAAGAGAUCUGUUCAAGUUCUAAGAGAAGCAAGGAAGAAGUAGGCAUCAAUACUGAGACUUCAUCUGCAGAGAGAAAGAGACGAUUACCUGUGUGGUUUGCCAAAGGAAGUGAUACCAGCAAGAAAUUAAUGGACAAAACGAAAAGGGGAGGUCUUUUUAGUUAAGCUGGCAAUUACCAGAACAAUUAUGUUUCUUGCUGUAUUAUAAGAGGAUAGCUAUAUUUUAUUUCUGAAGAGUAAGGAGUAGUAUUUUGGCUUAAAAAUCAUUCUAAUUACAAAGUUCACUGUUUAUUGAAGAACUGGCAUCUUAAAUCAGCCUUCCGCAAUUCAUGUAGUUUCUGGGUCUUCUGGGAGCCUACGUGAGUACAUCACCUAACAGAAUAUUAAAUUAGACUUCCUGUAAGAUUGCUUUAAGAAACUGUUACUGUCCUGUUUUCUAAUCUCUUUAUUAAAACAGUGUAUUUGGAAAAUGUUAUGUGCUCUGAUUUGAUAUAGAUAACAGAUUAGUAGUUACAUGGUAAUUAUGUGAUAUAAAAUAUUCAUAUAUUAUCAAAAUUCUGUUUUGUAAAUGUAAGAAAGCAUAGUUAUUUUACAAAUUGUUUUUACUGUCUUUUGAAGAAGUUCUUAAAUACGUUGUUAAAUGGUAUUAGUUGACCAGGGCAGUGAAAAUGAAACCGCAUUUUGGGUGCCAUUAAAUAGGGAAAAAACAUGUAAAAAAUGUAAAAUGGAGACCAAUUGCACUAGGCAAGUGUAUAUUUUGUAUUUUAUAUACAAUUUCUAUUAUUUUUCAAGUAAUAAAACAAUGUUUUUCAUACUGAAUAUUAUAUAUAUAUUUUUUAGCUUUCAUUUACUUAAUUAUUUUAAGUACCUUUAUUUUUCCAGGAUGUCAGAAUUUGAUUCUAAUCUCUCUUAUGUAGCACAUGUGACUUAAUUUAAAACCUAUACUGUGACACAGAGUUGGGUAAACGAUGAUUAUUUAACUUUAAGCAGUUCACCAUCCAUUUCAAAGCCUUUGAUUGGCUUUUUUGUAAAUAAAAAUAACUUGUUAAGAAACAAAUAUAUCUGUCAUAGAAGAACUAGAAAAUCCAGGGAAGUGAGAAAAAUGAAAAUAAAAAUCAUUCAUAGUUUUACUAGUAGCUAAUCACAGUCAACCUCUUUUGUGUAUCCCACCAGACUUUUUUAUAUUCAUUUGUUUUUAGUUAAAAUAUAAAAGUCUCGUAUAUUCCCAUUUUUCUGCAUUGCAUUACCAGAAGGUAGUGGCGCCUAUUAAAUAUGUGAUAUGUUGUUGUCCAGCCAUGGCUUCUGCAUUUGCAUGCUUUUGUGUGUGCAUCUGCAAUACCCUGUGAAUAUCCUGUGUGAUGGAGUGGCAAGUACGCACAGACACGUCUGCUGCAUGCCUAGGUACGAGGCUGUCUCCAGGAGAAGCACUUGUUUGAUUAUUUGAGUUGCCAAUUGAAUUUGCUGCUUUUUUUCAUGGCUUGCCAUUUUCACUGAAAAGAAUGACUAAUGAAAAACGAUGAUUGGUUAUUAGAUUUGGAUGUUUGGCAGACAUUUUCUCAAAAUUGAACUAAGUUGGCCUCUUCACGGAAAACAACUGGUAUUUGUUGUGCCAAUGAUAAAAUUGGAGAUUUCUAGCAAAAUGUAUAAUUUUGGAAAAGUUGUGUUCCUCCACUGGAAGCUUGACAGCUUUCCUUAACAUAAAGACUUCUCUUUCUCUUCGCUUUCACUACUACUACUACUAAUUCUUCUUCUGAUUCUUCUUCUUCUCCUUCUUCCUUCUUCCUUCCUUCCUCCUCCUCCUCCUUCUUCUUCCUCUUCCUCUUCUUCUUUCUCUCUUUCCUUCCUUCCCUUCCCUUCCCCUUCCUUCCUUCCUUCCUUCCUUCCUCCCUCCCUCCCUCCCUCCCUCCCUCCCUCCUUUCUUUUUCUUUCUCUUUCUUUCUUUCUUUCUCUCUCUCUCUCUCUUUCUUUCUUUUUCUUUCUCUUUUUCUUUCUUUCAAGCAGUCCUCCCGCCUCAGUCCCCCAAAAUAGUGGGAUUACAGGUGUGAGCCACCAUGCACAGCCUUACAUAAAGCCUUUUCUAAUGAGAUGGAUAGUAAUUAACAAAUGUGAGUUUUUGAUAUUAUAUAAAGAUUUUUUCUGUGUUUCGAAGAUCCGUAUAACUCAGUGAAUCAGUAUGUUCUGGAUGACUAAUAUGUGAUGUUAAGAAAUCAUGACUGAGGCCGGGCGCGGUGGCUCACGCCUGUAAUCCCAGCACUUUGGGAGGCCGAGGCGGGCGGAUCACGAGAUCAGGAGAUCGAGACCACCCUGGCCAACAUGGUGAAACCCCGUCUCUACUAAAAAUACAAAAAUUAGCUGGGUGUGUUGGUGCGUGCCUAUAAUCCCAGCUACUCGGGAGGCUGAGGCAGGAGAAUCGCUUGAACUCAGGAGGCGGAGAUUGCAGUGAGCUGAGACUGCGCCACUGCACCCCAGCCUGGCGACAGAGCAAGACUCCGUCUCAAAAAUAAAAAAAGAAAUCAUGACUGGGUAAAAGAUCUGUUCAGAGUACAAGAUGGACCAAUGGAUUUGAUAUAUUUGAAUAUAACAGAGUAUGAAAAAGUUUAUUGAUAUAGUUUCAGAUUACACACUGCAACUAAUCUUUAAGAAACUAUUACUUGUCCACUUUUUGGUAAAAUUUCAGAGAACAAUGUCCACCAUUAUCUGAACAGGCUAUUAAAAUACUCUUCUCUUUUCCAACUACGUGCCUGUGCAAAGUCAGAUUUUUUUCAUAUACUUCAGCCAAAACAGCAUAUCAAAAUGGAUUGAAUGCAGAAGUAGAUCUGAGAAUACAGCCACUUUUGUUAAGCCAGACAAUGAGAUUUGCAAAAUGUAAACAAUGCUGCUGUUCUCAGUUUUUAAAAAUAUGUUUUUUAAAAGUAUUUAUGUUAAUGUGUACUUGGUUUACUACUGCUAUUUUUAAAUAAAACAAGAAACAUUUUUAAAUGUCUGUUUUAAUUUCUAAAGUGGUAGUGAUAGAUAUAACCCAUAUUAAUAAAAGCUCUUUGGGGUCCUCAGUGAUUUUUUUUUAAGAGUAUGGAAGGGUUCUCAGACCUAAGAGAUUGAGAAAUGCUGAUGUAAUGUUUUAUUAUAAAGGUGUACCAUGAAUUAUGUACCUUACUUCAUAUUGUUGGACAUUAAAGUUGCUUUCAGUUUUUUUGUUUUAAA